GUGCAUUUCAAUCCGCGCAUAGUUUCAAUUGUCUCUCCGUGUUCCAGUGUAUUUUGACAAUCAAUCAAACCGUGCAUUAAUCCUCCCAUCCCACCCCCAAACUCUGUGAAGUUUAAUACUGAAAAUGAGUGAAAAUGUGCUCUAAUACGCUGAAGAUAUUGUGUUUGCUGGUGUUGUGCUUGCUUCUACUGGAGCUGGAAGCAUCUUCAGAUGAACAAGAUGACCGGGCAGUGAUUACCAGGCAGGAGAACGGAAAUCUGCUACUAAAGGCAGCGCCAGAUCAGAAUGUCACUAUUCGACUAAUGGGCGAGGAUGCCACGGUGAUGGUCAACGAUGUGGAUGUGCUACCGCUUCUCCGGCGACGCCUUCAGGUGAUCACCGCUCGACAGGUGGCAGCUCGACGUGAGCCAUUGUCGCUGGACGUGCAGAAGGACCAGUUUCGCGCUGUACAACGUAGUCUCACUCGGCUGGAAAAGCGUUUCUUCAACAUGCGUAACAACACGCGGCGUAGUGGACUUAACCAGCGCGUCCUGCGCCGGCAGCUGCAGCGGAUAGAGCGUGUCUCGACUACUCUGGCGAGAAUACAAGUCUUUCUGGCCAAGGACGAGUGCCAGUCGAAUCCCUGCCAGAACGGAGGUACCUGCCACGACUUAUACAAGUCCUUCCAAUGUGAUUGUGUUGCUGGCUGGCAAGGUCCCACUUGCGAGGAAGAUGUGAACGAAUGCUUUGAUUUUUCCAACACCGAUCUGGCUGCCUGUAUGAACAAUGGACGAUGCAUAAACACGCCUGGAAGUUUUAGUUGUGUUUGCCGCAAUGGGUACUCUGGAACCCACUGCCGACUGCGCCAGAAUAAAUGCCUGGCUGGCGAUUCGAGCGAAUUGUGCGGGGAACAUGGCACUUGCGUUCACUCUGUCAGCUCCACCGCCGGCUACGUGUGUGUCUGUGAUCAAGGCUGGACCUGGGCCGACACUAAUGCUACGACAGCCACCGCUAGUCCCUGCACCCGAGACGUGGAUGAGUGCGCGCCCAGCGUGAAUCCUUGCCACAAUGAGUGUAUCAAUCUGCCAGGCAGCUACCGAUGUGGCUCCUGCCCGCCGGGCUACACCGGAGACGGUCGGUUCUGUCGCGACAUAGACGAGUGCAGCGUGGCAAACGGAGGCUGCAGCCUGCAACCGCGUGUAACAUGCAUCAACACCGAGGGCUCCCAUCUGUGUGGCCGUUGUCCAGUAGGCUGGACCGGUGACGGACGCAGCUGCAUGACCACCGAGUCGAACUCCUGUGACGGCGAACGAAUAUGCCAUGCCGACGCAUCAUGCGAGUACAUCUCUGGCACGGUCGUCUGCACCUGUCCACUGGGCAGCUACGGUCAUGGCUACGGCGCGGACGGGUGCACCAAAGACCCCACCCGCGACACAUGCGACCAGCAUUUGUGCCAAAACAACGCCACCUGCGUCCACAUAGGACGCGGCAGCACAUGCAUUUGCCAGCCCGGAUACAAAGGAGUGUUGUGCAACGACACAGAUUCGGAUGGCUGCCACCCCAGUCCCUGUCUGAAUGGCGGCACUUGUCUCCUACUGCCGGACAACCAGUUCCGAUGCAACUGUCCCGCCGGCUUCACUGGCACACGUUGCUCCAACCAGCGCUUUUUCUGUGGCUCCACACUGCGAGGACCCACGGGCCAGCUGCAUUUUCCACCCAACACCGCUGACGGUGACUACCAGCCCGACGAGCGGUGCCCCUUCAUCAUUCGCACGCCUCCAGGCCAUGUGCUCAACGUGACCUUCACACAAUUCGAUUUGCAGAAGAGCAACGACUGUUCCUCCGAUUUCCUGCAGCUGCACGACGGCCCAUCGCUGGCCUACAGGCUCAUUGGUAGAUUCUGCGGCAGUCAACUGGCCAACAAAAGCAUCGUCUCCACCCAGGAGCAGGUUUUCUUCUGGUUCCGCUCAGACAAUGCUACGCAAGGAAGCGGCUUUCACCUCGCCUGGAGCUCCAUGCCCUUCUCCUGCGGCGACACGUUGGCCAACCUGACAUUGGGUCAGACUGGGAUACUGCGAUCUCCCGGUUAUCCGGGAAAGGCGCGUGCCGGCCUCGACUGUCGCUGGCAGCUCACAGCCCCCUACGGCACUCGGCUGCUGUUGCGUUUCUACGACAUAACGCUGGGCAUGGGCAGAGGCUCGGAUGCCGCUCUCUGUGGCCAGGGACUGAACAGUAGCUACUUGACUGUAUACGACUCGGAUCGGGAAUUGCUGAAGAGAUGCGUGUCCUCACAGCCGGAACCGCUGUACAGCUCAUCGAACAGCCUGCAGAUCGACCUGCAUACGGGUACCCAGCGCGUAGAUAGCUCCUUCCAGCUGCACUACGAGGUGGUGGCUGGCCAGCCAGGCUGCGGCGGCAGCUACACGGAGUCGCAGGGCCGCAUCAGUGGCCACAUGAAUGCAGAGGUUUGCCUCUACCUAAUCGAGCAGCCAACUGGGACACAAAUCAAGCUGGAAUUCGAGCACAUUAAUCUGCUGCGGUCCGAGGACUGUGGACUGCAGAAGAUCGAAAUUUUCAACGGACGCACCGCUGAGUCACCACUGAUGCGUCGCCUCUGCGGGCAGCCCGAGGGCAGUGAAAUGGAGCCACUAAUCUCCAGCAGCAAUGUGGUUCUCGUGCGCUAUGAGUAUGCCCUACUUGGGCUGAAGCUGAAUAAGAGCUUCGAGCUGAGCUACAGCAGAGUGUGCAGUGGCAAUUUCGGUGGCACGGAAGGUGGCACCAUCAGAACGCCCAACUAUCCGCAGUUCUAUUUGGCUGAUAUGACCUGCACAUAUAAGAUAGUUGGGCCUCUGGACACGCUCGUAAAGCUUACCAUCCAAGAUCUAUCGCUAGGCGCUGCCGACGCGAAUGCCACUGAUGAUGGAAAUCAAACCAAUUACUUGGACGUUUAUCUGUCGAAAGAUGAGAAGCGUCGUAUAUACAAGUCGGGUCGAAAUAUCGUGCUGAUGGCACACACCAACCAGGCGACACUGGUUUUCCACGGAUCCAGCUCUGGCCGUGGCUUGCUUGUGGACUACAGCUUUCCAGAUACGGGCUGCGGUGGCUAUCUGAGCCCAACAAUCUCGAAUCGCUUUAUGAAACGCGUGUCAAUGCCCUUCUGUCAGUGGAUAAUCGAUGCACCGGGCAGGAAACAAAUCUCCGUAAGCCGUAUGCUUGUGUCCGGUCAAAUGUCCGUCUAUGAUAAUAGCACCAGUCCUGGUUUGCUUUUAAACAGCUAUGAAGGCGAUUUUGUGGAAUACUUUGAUGCAGAUCUACUGACACUAUCGCUUAGGAAUGAACAAAUCUUUCAAUUGGUGCUGAUCACGUACAAACAGGUGGAAAGUGAUUGCAAUGUACGUACCAGUCAACGCGCUGGCAUCAUCAAGUCACCGAAUUGGCCGCGACCAUAUGGCGCCUCGCAGAACUGUGAGUGGAUCAUUCGUGCGCCGCUCGGACAUCGCCUUGAGCUGGUUGUCUCGAACUUUAGUCUGGAGGUAAUGGGCACUUUGUGCACCAGCGACUAUCUGGAGAUCAGGAAUGGUGACUCGGCCGAAUCUCCACUGAUUGGCAGAUACUGUGGCACACAGAUACCACCACGAUUGCCCUCGUUUGGCAAUGCGCUCUACGUGAAGUUCAGCUCUGACAACAGCGUGGAGGAGAGUGGAUUCCUGCUCAACUGGCAGCAGAUCGGCGAAGGAUGUGGCGGCAAACUCAAUUCGCACGUGGGAUCCAUACACUCGCCGCACUCGAUGGCAGGCAAUCGUGGCGCCCUGGCCUGCGACUGGCAGAUAAGUGUGGCCGAGGGCUCGCUCGUGUCUAUGCAGAUCGAGAGCCAAGACGAUAACCUCUGCAGCGGUCAGCUAACCAUUUUCGAUGGACCCACCACAAGCAGUCGUGUCCUGAAAUUGCGCUGCAAUGAGACAGACAGAGACACCAGAAUUGUGCUCCACUCCAGCAGUAAUCGAGUGCUCGUGCGCUACAAUGUGGGCCACGACUCGCCCGAUGGUACCAGCUUUGUGCUGGACUAUUCGACGGACUGCAGGGUGCGGCUGGAUAAGAUCCAGGGGGCCAUUGAGUCGCCCAACUUCCCCGAGAAGUAUCCGCCCGACAUGUCCUGCGAGUGGGACAUACGCGCCGGCGGUAAGCGGAAUCACAUUCAUUUGGUCUUUUCGCAUCUCUCUGUGGAAGAAUACCAGCCCGGGAGCUGUGACUUUGACUAUGUGAUGCUCAGUGACAUGAAGGACGACCAGCUGCUGGAGGAGCGGCGACUCUGCACCAACGAGGGCGUGGCUCCGUUCACCAGCAAGGGCAAUCGUCUGCUGCUCAAAUUCAGCAGCGACAGCACGUUGCAGGAGCGCGGCUUUCGAGCCGAAUACAAGCGCAUUGGCUGCGGCGAACAACUGGAGGAAAUGGGCGGUACCUUUGCCUCGCCCAAUAUCCCAUUCAGCGCAGAUGUGGCCUGCGAUUGGGUCAUCAGUGCGCCGGAGGGCAAGCAAAUACGUUUGAUACUUGAGGAGUUGUAUAUCGAUCCGCCACAGCGAGAGUGCCUGCAGGACUUGCUCACAGUCUCCACGCCGGGUAGCCACGUGCUCUACCGCAGCUGCCAGUCGCAGACCUCCACGCAGACAUUCACCUCGCCGGGCAAUGAGCUGCACGUGCGCUUCGAGAGCAGUCCAACGGUCGCAAGGAAAUACUUCAAGGCCUCUUAUGCCCAGGUGCCAGCCAGUUGCGGCGGUUCUGUGCGUGCCAGCAGUGGGGUCAUUGCCUCACCCGGUUUCCAUGAUGCCGCCACAAUAGAGGAGGGCCUCAGUCCCCUCAACUACUCCUCGCAGGUGGAGUGUCUUUGGUUAGUGGAGGUACCGGAUAGCUAUGGCAUUCGGUUGCGUUUAGAGCAGUUCAACCUCUCCGAUUCGGCCAAUUGUUCGGACACCUUUGUGGAACUGACCAAGCUGGAUGCUGACAACACCGAGCACUUCCUGGAGCGUGUCUGUGGCGACCAGCCGCUACUGAUACGACUGGUCCACGGCCAGCGUAUGCGUGUGCAGUUCAGAGCGCAGGCGGGAACCUGGGGCCGAUUUGCCCUUCACUUUGAGCGUCAAUGCGGUGGCACGCUGUCGGCAGGCGAGGGCUAUUUGAGGUCGCGUCUGGACGAGGACUGCAACUGGCUGGUGGUGGCACCGGAGGGCACCAAACUGAGCCUGAGCAUCAGCCAGCUGGAGUGUGCGGGCUGCCCGAAGAGUUCAGCAGAGAAUUGCACGUCACAGGAGGGACUGCAGCUGCUCAACGACGAUGAUCAGGUGGUGCUCUACAGCCUGUGCAGCGAGCAUCCAGCGAAUCUGGUGGUGCCCGCCAGCAAUGUCCGUGUGCUGGCCAAAGGCAUCGCUCUGGUGGCGCAGUUCACCAACCUAGAGAACACUUGCGGCGGCAACAUCAGCUCCGCCCGCGGCAGCCUGAGCUCACCCAACUAUCCGGACAGCUAUCCGGCGAACGUUGAGUGCCUGUGGCGCAUCAGCGUAAACCCAGGCAACUACCUCUCGAUCACAUUCGACUCCCUGAACAUUGUGACCUCUGAGCACUGCAACGAGGACUUUCUCGAGCUGCGUUCAGGCGUGGACGAGCGUCUGCUGGGCCUCUACUGCGGCCGACAGAUGCCCGAGCAGACGCUGGUUAUACGAUCGCAGCUGUGGCUCAAAUUCCGCAGCUUGCCCGGCAACAGCGCCGACGGUUUUAAGCUGCACUGGAGCUACGUGCACGACAAUGAAAUUACGUCGGAGACCAAUGGAACGAUUGCAUCCCCGCCCUUACUCGCAGUACGCGCAGAGGAGCAGCCGUUUAGUUGGCGCAUCUUUGUGGAGCGCGAAAUGGUGGUGGCGCUGGACUUUGAUGAGUACAUAUCGGGCCUGCAGCUUUUUAAUGGCUACGAUGACACUGCCCUGGAGGUGAGCACUCUAGCCUCACCCUGGCAGUUCCUUUCCAGCAGCAAUGUCCUCUAUUUGAGGACCCUCAACACGGACUUUAAUGCCUUUCGAUUGAAGUGGCACGUGGUCAGCAGUGUGCUCGUAAAGGGCAACAGAACCGUGACCAACGAUGAGUGCAACAAAGACUUUACGGUGUCUGGCAGUGCGCGCUUGAUGGUGAAUUCCCCGGGUUACCCGCGGGGCUAUGCGGCCAACCUGAAUUGCCAGUGGACGUUCAGGCCCGAGGAUCCCGCCCAGCAUGCCUACGUGGAUCUCUAUGAGGUCGAUCUGGAGGAGUAUGCCAAUUGCUUUGCCGACUAUCUGAACAUCCAGAGCUCCAGCGAUCUGAGCCACUGGACGAAUGAGCUGCGCAUCUGCAACGGCAGCAAGGGCGGGCCACUCAUCCAGCGAUUGCACGGAACUCCGCAUCUGAGGCUGCAGUUUAGGAGCGAUGUCUCCAUCAACGGCCGCGGCUUCAGGGCCAUUGUGCGUGCGACAUGUGGCUCGAAUAUGACGGCACCCGUGGCCACCAUUUUAGACUCGCAAAUGCGUGCCGGACUGGCAAUGGGCAGAAAUUGUGAGUGGCACAUCGAGGUGCGACCGAGCCGUAAGAUAGAGAUCAACAUAGUCUAUGCUAUCGGCUCUGCCGGCAACGUUACAUGCCCCGUGUACGGACUCAUCUACGAUGGCCUGGACGACAGGUCGCCGCUCUUCCGGGGCGGCAAGUUCUGCAAUCAAAUGGGCCUGGACAGAGUCACGUAUCGCACCAGCGGCUCCCAUGCGUACAUCAAGUACGUGGUGCCGGAGCGAGCCGUCAACCCGGGGCACAACUACUGGAAUCUCACGUAUCGUGAGUACAGCGAGUGCGACGGCGAGAUCCCGCUGACCCGGCUGGCCAGCACGUACAGCAUCACGACGCCGGGCUAUCCGUAUCUGCCACAUCCCCAUGCAGAGUGCACCUGGCUGGUGUUGGCUCCGCCAGGGGAGGUCAUUACUGCCACCUUCGACGACCGUUUAUUCGAUCUGAGUUUGCGGCAAUGCGGCAAGGAGAUCGUGGAGCUCUUCGAUGGCUCCACCACACUGGCGCGCCGACUCCUGCACACCUGCCAACGGCCCGCAAUGACGUUGCGCAGCACAGGGAAUAUUCUCCUGGUGCACUAUCAGUCGCAACUGGACGAGCCGCAUGCCGGCUUCCGGCUGAACGUAUCGCUGAGUGCCUGUGGCGGUCUGACCACUGCCUCGAUGGGCUUCAUCAGCUCCGUGGGCUAUCCGGCCCUAGGGGGCUACCCGAAGCCCUCUGUCUGCGAGUACAGCAUCAAGCUGCCGCGUGGUGCGUACAUUCGGCUCAACAUCAGCGAUCUGCAUCUGCCGUACAGCUCGCAGAAGGGGCAGAACAACAGCGAUCGACUGGAGUUCGUGGACCUGACGGAUUCGACUGAUCAGCAGGCACCUCUCUUGGUACUGGACGGCAGCGGAACCUACCCGCUGGCCGUCACUCUCAACACCAACGAGUUGGGAAUCCGCUUCAAAGCGGUGAGCAAUGUGAACAGCUAUCGGGGCUUUAAGAUAUUCUACGAGCGUAUAACUGACACUUGUUCACGCGACAUAAAUGCUGCCUCUGGCAGCCUUGAGAUUCCAGCCAAUGUGCAGUCCAGCUGGCUCAGAGUCUGCCGCUGGAGAAUCACAGUGCCCAAGGGUCAGAGCGUGCGCCUCGAGCUCCUCAAUCUAGCCGACAUGCGUGUGAUUAUUCGUAACGAAACAAGGAGCUGGAUGCGGCGCGAUAUUCAGCCGCAGUUUUCCUUCUUCAACGAUUUAAGUCAAUUCUCGAAGAUCUCCGAUUUCCGUAUAGAUGCGUACAAUGGGAGCGGCAUUAUCGAGUCCAGCGACAACUUUAUGCUGGUCAAAAUCAUCACCAGCCAACUGGAUCUGACCAGCAUACCGCUGCGUGCCAGGUUUAGCUCCAGCGUAGCGUCGCAAUGCCCGCCAGACAUUGGAGACCAGUCAGCCGGCGCGUUGUCCAUCCAAAGCCUCAGCCAGCUUCCCGUCUACUACUGCACCAUCAAUUAUGCGGGCCUCAGUGGAUCCACGCUAACCUUCAAGGUGGAGGAGUACGCAUACUGGAGCCGUGCUGGUCCCUCGGUGGUGUUCAAAGACGAUGGCUUCCGCAAUGUCCACUACAUGUCCACGAAUGUCACCAACAGCUACGUCUCAAUGGCUGCCCUGCCCGGACGCAUAAACCUGAACCAUGGCCAAAAUGUCAAACUGAGACGCUUUCGGGCCACUUAUCGGCGCCACAAUUGUGGCGGUCAACUGCAGGUGGCCGAGGGUCUGGCCAUAGAGUCACCGCAGAUGAUGGCAACCAUCAGUGAGGAUUAUGGGCCGCUGGAGUGUGUGUGGAUGCUGGCUGGCAGCAGGGGCUAUGCGCUGGAGGGAAACCUUAGCCUCAGCGACAGCUGUGACCGCGAGUACAUUGUGAUCUAUGCGGGUCCCCGACCGGUGGGACGCCUCUGCCGCGGCAUGACGAUGAACAGCACGAUUCUGGAUAAGGCACAGUCCAAGGUGAUUUACCACACGGAACAGCACAGGCCGGGACGCAGUUGGUUCCGGCUGGAACCCAAGCGGAUAGCAGGCCCAACGGCAGGAAGUGUGAUACGAGUCGACCAGCGGACCACAGCGCCCAUAACGAUCAAUGGAUCGGAGUACAAGAACAACAUGGAGCUCAUCUGGGAGUUUACCACCAAUGCGGGACUCUCCCUCUCGCUGCAGUUCCAGGGUCGCUUCUUCAUUGAAACGUCCCCGAACUGCACCAAUGACCGGCUGAGUGUGCAGCAGAGCCUUGACAGGCAGGAGACGGCGGCCGUUUGGUCCGAGGUGGCCAAUCUGUGCGGCCGACAGUUGCCGCUGCCGCUGCAUGUGGAGGCGUCACGCAUGCGUGUGGUCUUCCGCACCAAUGGCAACAUCACCGGCGACGGCUUCAGCUUCACCGUCUCCCCCAGCUGCGACGUCACACUGCGUGCCACCGCGGAGCCGCAGAUCCGUCGCAGUCCCAGCUGGCAGGCAUCGCGCAAUAUGAUGCUCAACUGCAGCUACGUGAUACUCACGGACAGCGAGGAACAGCUGGUGGCCAGCGUGAAAAAUGUAGGGCGCCGCGCUUGGCCAGCAUUCGCUUGCCUCAGAUCCUUCUUUAUGGUCUACAAACCAGACUCGAGCUCCAAAUCGGGGGAAGUGAAGCAGGCUGAGAAGUUCUGCCCGGACUUUGAGGUCAACGGCUACAAGAGACUCCGCCUGCAGUACAUGUCGCCCACAAUGCGACAGUUCGAGCUGCAGUUCCAGCUGCUGGGCUGCGGCGGUAACUACAGCGCUCCCUUCUCCCUGCGACCACCGCAGCACGACGAAAAUGUGAGGUCUUAUGCCCACAAUAUGCACUGUGAAUGGCGCGUCACGGCGCCCCCACAGCACGCCAUCGUUCUGGUGUUUAAGUACUUUGAGCUGGAGGAGAGCCGUGACUGCCGAUACGAUUACCUGGCGGUCUACAAGGGCGCCGGCAUGGUGCCGAACACUGAACAGCGCGUGGCCCGCCUGUGCGGUAACUUAACCGCGCAGCCGCCAACCAUUAUGGUGGACAGCAACCAGGCGCUGAUUGUGUCCCACUCGGAUUCAUCAAACAGUUUUCGUGGCUUCCUGGCCGGCGUGCGCUUCACUCCGAACUGCAAUGAACGAAUCGCGCUGGACGAUGAUGUACCGCGCAUGAGCCUUAUGCGGAACUACAGAGUGAAUGCCUCCGAGCAGCUGCUGUGCAUGUUCAAGGCCAGUGCGCCGCCUGGACAUCGGCUGUCCGUGCUGCUGAGACAGUUGCAGCCUUCGUCUGGGUCGUAUCUGGGCAGCUACCUAGAGAUUAUUGACAGCGCCGCCGCUCAAAGCCAAAGCCUCGGCAAGUACUACGACCUGGCUGGCAAUCGUACGAAGCUUUUCAGCUCCUAUUCAGAUCUCUCCAUCAAGCUGAGUGGCACUUCCGAUGAGGCGCGAAACGUGAGCUUUGAAUUGAUUCUGCAGAUGGAACGUACAAUCUGUGGAGAGACCGAGUAUCAGCUGCAUUCGAAUGAGAGCAUCAAACUGGCCAUACCAGGGGACAAUAACUCGAGUAACUAUGAGGGAAGCGUUCACUGCUCUUGGACAAUUCGGUCAGCGCAGGAGGCGGAAAUCGAGAUACGAUGGCUGAAUCUAAGGGAUGUGUCACAACUGACGGGUAAAUGUGUGGACUACCUACGUCUAUCCGAGUCGUGGUUGCAGUCGCCGCAGUACUUCUGCGGGCAGUUAAACAACACCUUCAAGAGAUUAUUAUCGCCGGAGAGCUUGACGCUAGAACUAACAUUCCACAGCGAAGAGCUGACAGAAUUCACUGGGUUCGAGGUGCUAAUCAGGCAUAAUAAACGUUGUGGUCGCAACUACACGGAGCUGAGCGGAGCCAUCGAAGACAGCUCUCUGACCAACUGCACCGUGGAUAUACGAGUGCCCGAGGGCAACAGUGUGACGCUGAACCUGCUGUAUGUGUUGUUCGAUUUGGAAGCCAGUCUGAAGUACCUAAACAUAAGCGACCUGAAGACCAACCAGACAGUCUUCCAAACGAACAGAUUCCUGGCGAGCCCCGCAGUCAGAUUCGCGGCGACCAAUCAGCUACGCAUAGCGAGCGCGGGCGUAGCUUCUCUGCGUUUGUUCUACUACUCCACCAGCAACAAUCUGCCCAACGGCUGCGGUGGCGACAUCUCUUUGGGUGGUGGCUAUGGUAACUUGGCCAAUCCCCCCUACGACAAUCGAAACCAUUCGCUGUGCAUCUGGCGUAUAACAGUGCCAGCAGGCAGCACCCUGAGGAUCGCCUUCAUGGACUUCAACAUGGGUUCGGAGACCAAUUGCAAGCUGGAUAAUAUAAAGUUCUACAAGGUUAUGCCAGAUGCGAGCGAGGGACUGGUGCAAACACUCUGUGGAUCCACCAUGCCCGAUGACUUUGACGUGAAUAGCAAUCGUGCUGCGGUCGUUGCAAAGAAGUCGCCAAAUUUUGAUGGACUUGGCUUCCAGUUCUCAUUCACCCUUAAACACUAAUUGAUGAGACAUUUUCUAAUUUAUAAUUUAUAAUGUACAAUUAUAUAUUAUGUCUAAUAUAA
This is a messenger RNA of Drosophila guanche, 11134 nucleotides long. Its product is annotated as cubilin homolog. The transcript has 17 exons. The record is from RefSeq and is a predicted model, not a curated record. The coding region runs from base 135 to 11072 and encodes 3645 amino acids. NCBI's taxonomy places the organism in Eukaryota, Metazoa, Arthropoda, Insecta, Diptera, Drosophilidae. Gene Ontology annotation, molecular function: calcium ion binding.